Molecule: messenger RNA, 2173 nt
Organism: Seriola dumerili (greater amberjack)
Lineage: Eukaryota; Metazoa; Chordata; Actinopteri; Carangiformes; Carangidae
Gene: kcnj8
Product: potassium voltage-gated channel subfamily J member 8
Exons: 6
Coding region: 175-1440 (421 amino acids)
Biological process (GO): potassium ion import across plasma membrane; regulation of monoatomic ion transmembrane transport
Cellular component (GO): plasma membrane
Molecular function (GO): ATP-activated inward rectifier potassium channel activity
Source: RefSeq, a predicted model, not a curated record
CAGAGGAGCUGAGCGGAGGCGGCGCACAUAUGGUCACUCCGAAACAUCUCCAAAUGUCGACAGGAGCGGAGGAGCGCGUCAUGUUGUGUCCGUGCGUAAAGACGCACUGAAGAGGGACUCUAAAAAUAAAAUAAAAUAAAAAAACAGCUUUGACGCUUUUUCUUCAGCAUCAAGAUGUUGGCGCGGAAAAGCAUCAUCCCGGAGGAGUUCGGUCUGCCGGGGCUCGCCUCCCGCAUGCCCCGCAAGCCGGUGUUCAGGGACCGCGUGAACAAGGCGCGCUUCAUCGCCAAAAACGGCUCGUGCAACUUGGCGCACAAGAACAUCCGCGAGCAGGGCCGAUUCCUGCAGGACGUGUUCACCACGCUGGUCGACCUGAAAUGGCGCUUCACGCUGGUCAUCUUCACCACUACGUUCGUCAGCAGCUGGCUGCUGUUCGCCAUGAGCUGGUGGCUGGUCGCGUUUGCGCACGGAGACCUGGACCCGCAGCAGCGGAACCGGACCCACUGCGUCACCGAGGUCAAGUCGUUCACCUCAGCCUUCCUGUUCUCCAUCGAGGUUCAGGUGACCAUCGGCUUCGGAGUGCGGAUGAUAACGGAGCAGUGUCCGACCGCCAUCACCGUCCUCAUCCUGCAGAACAUAGUGGGGCUCAUCAUCAACGCUGUCAUGCUGGGCUGUAUCUUCAUGAAGACGGCCCAGUCGAACCGUCGAGCGGAGACGCUGAUCUUCAGCCGUCACGCCGUGAUCGCCGUCAGAAACAACCGCCUGUGCUUCAUGAUUCGCAUCGGGGAUCUGAGGAAGAGCAUGAUCAUAGGAGCCACCGUCAGGUUACAGGUGGUGAGGAAGACGACCACACCAGAGGGGGAGGUGAUCCCCAUCCAUCAGAUCGACGUCCAGACGGAGAGCGCCGUGGCCAGCAACAACCUGUUCCUCCUCGCCCCGCUCAUCAUCUGCCACGUCAUCGACAAAAACAGCCCGCUGUACGACCUGUCAGCCAUGGAGCUUCAGUGCAGCGACCUGGAGGUGAUCGUCAUCUUGGAGGGAGUGGUGGAGACGACGGGGAUCACCACGCAGGCCCGGACCUCCUACGUCUCUGAGGAGAUCCAGUGGGGUCACCGCUUCGUUCCCAUAGUAACGGAGGAGGAGGGCGUGUACUCUGUGGACUACUCCAAGUUUGGCAACACAGUCAAGGUGACGACGCCGCUGUGCAGCGCCAGAGAGCUGGACGAGAAGCCGUCCAUCUUAAUUCAAACUCUCCAGAAGAGCGAACUGUCGCACCAGAACUCUCUGAGGAAGCGUAACUCCAUGAGACGCAACAACUCCAUGCGUAAAGGCGCAGGGAGCAGCGGGAGCCUGCGCCGGAACAACUCGGGGAUCGCCUCGCCCAAAGUCCAGUUCUUCACCCCUGGCGACGGAGGCCAGACCCUGAACGCUGUCACCUGACAUGAGGCCUGGCUCCUGCUGGCCGCCCUGCUCCUCCUGGUGGGAAGGAGGAUCGUGGGUGUGGCUGUGUCUCCUGCGCUGAUGGGACUCGUUCUGUUUCUGUUCCCUGCCUUAUCUAGACUUGUCUCGCAACACAUUUACUGCUAAUGUUACUCUCCAAGGCUUUACGAUCUCUACAACACACAUCAUUUUAUUUCCUUAGACCCCUCAGUCUGGAUAUAGAGAUAUCUGCAGAGAUAAUUCGCUGCCGAAGAUAAAGACUGACAUUAAAUUGAAUCACCAAUUAGAUAAAAAUUAAUCAAACAUUCACUGGUCCUAGCUUCUAGAAUCUGAGGAUUUGAUGCUUCUCUUCUCCUGUGACUGUUGAAACUGUGAUGGUCAUUUUUCACUCUCUCACUAAACAGUUUUAAGUGCAACACGAACACACACCUGUAACAUGAGACGCACAUCAAACCACCGACACCCACCGUUUCCUAUGUUUCCCGGAACUGAUGCACGUUAACUCCAUCACUACAUGACGGCCUGCCUGCUGCAGGUGCAUGAUGAGAUAUCACAUGACACAGAUGCGCUUAGCUGAAUAAUUAGUGACACAUUUGAGCGAUUAAUCAAUGUAGACAGAAAAAGCGAUCUGAAGAUGUUGCCUCGGGCUGUGGGACCUUGUGAUGGAUAUUUUUCACAUUAAUUAUUAAUUUUUUUUUGUUUUUUAAAUAAUCAAAAGAUAAAUAGAUAAUAC